Saprolegnia parasitica CBS 223.65 is the source of this 228-nucleotide messenger RNA. RefSeq lists its product as hypothetical. The record is from RefSeq and is a predicted model, not a curated record. The annotation marks the transcript as partial. Lineage: Eukaryota; Oomycota; Saprolegniomycetes; Saprolegniales; Saprolegniaceae. The transcript has a single exon.
AUGAAUGUGCACGGCGGCAUGUCCGAAUUGCAACGCAACGGGUUCUUGAAGAAGGCUGGCAGCCUCAUCCUUGACGUUUUCUCUGUCACGUCGUUCCACGCGCUGUAUGACGCCGUGCUCGAUGACGUGAAAGACAUUCCCACUGCUGUCGCGUGGCUCCAAGACCUCGACCACAACAAGGAGAAGGUCUGCGCCGCGUACACUGCAAAUGUGUUCACGGCCGGCCAC